GUGCGCUGCUACUACUCCUUCGUGCCCAACGUACUCGCGAUAGGUUGUAUAUGCGACGAUGGUGGGCGUUCCGGGAAGAUCUAAGGGGUGUGUGACGUGCAGGAAGAGGAAGAAGGGUUGCGACUUGAAACGACCUGCCUGCAGCCAAUGCCUUGAGCGGAAUAUCGUAUGUGGAGGCUACGACCUAGACCGCGUCUUCAUCACCAGCAAGUAUGAGCCUCCAUCACCUCUGGCUAGCACCCGACCAACCCCACGUCGAGACCCCACAAUGGAUUUGGCGGCAGUUACGGCCUCCUCCUACCACGUGAUACCUCCAUCUCUUGCGCAGACUGCGUUCAGUGCGAAAGGUAUGGAGGCUGUUUUUGACCUGUUUCCUGCGUAUCAAGACGCGGGAGGCGCCUUGCAAUUGGUCAACCCAUUUUCUAAGCUUCUGGCGACAUUGAGUCUGCGAGAAGAAGCACUUCGUCAGACAAUCUUUGCUGUUGGAUUAGUCACGCUCGGGAAAAGAUCGAAUGACCAGGUUGUGCUUCGCAAAGGUCGGAUGCUGUAUGGUAAAGCGCUCCAGGAGCUCGGAGUAUCACUGCAGAACCCCAACCGACCAACCAUUGAGGCUCUACUCGCCACGACAAGACUGAUGGGACUUUACGAGAUAUUGUACGGUGCUGAUAAUGGAGAGAACUUGACACAGGCGAGGAACUGGAUGACCCAUGCUCAGGGUGAGCUCGCCUUGAUUGUAUCUAGAGGACCUGAGGCUUUUACUACGGAUGCUGCGCACCUUAUGUUUACGCUUGCACGAUACAAUUCUGCCAUCACUGGGGUCCGGUCUCGAAAGCCGGUUGUGUUCGAUGAGGAACAGUGGAAGACAAUUCCAUGGCGAGGGCGAGUCAAGCCCGCAAGCGACACCAUCAUCGACAUCCUCCUAGGACUGCCAGAGGUUCUCGCAGAACUGGAUUACCUGGAUCACAUGUCGUUUGGCGAUGAGCGUUUCGACGAUCUAAGGCUAAAAAUAACGGCAAAAUGUUGGGCUGUACACUGCAACCUAAACGCAUGGUUCGCGAAAAAUUCGCAUGAAGUCUACACCCCUGACAUCGAAGCACCAAUUCCACUCGAGUUUCCUAACUUAAGUGUUGCGUCGCUCUCCCUCCGUUAUUGGGCGACAGCAACGUUACUGUACCAAUGCCUCGACCGUGCCUUACGCUUCUCGUCAAACGAUACUC
Messenger RNA from Macroventuria anomochaeta, 1217 nucleotides. RefSeq lists its product as uncharacterized. Gene Ontology annotation, biological process: regulation of DNA-templated transcription. The record is from RefSeq and is a predicted model, not a curated record. Gene Ontology annotation, molecular function: DNA-binding transcription factor activity, RNA polymerase II-specific; zinc ion binding. The transcript is spliced from 3 exons. NCBI's taxonomy places the organism in Eukaryota, Fungi, Ascomycota, Dothideomycetes, Pleosporales, Didymellaceae. The annotation marks the transcript as partial.